UACUAGGAAUAGCUUUGGGCGCCGGCGCGGCCUUGCCAUUGAGCUCAUAAGUGCGCGCGUCUGGUGCACAGAGAGCUGGCUCUUCUCACUCAGAGUGGCCACAGCAAAAUCGCUGCGGCUCAGAGAAGGCACAAGCAAGCACAGCUCAAAAUCGCGGUCGCCGCCGCGAGGCCAUUUUAACCGCCGCGCGCGACGAUGACGACCCUCGCGAGCCUCGCUUUAUCAGCGGAGUCAUUGGCGAGCCGCCACGCGCCGGCCACCGGCGUGCCGCCCCUCCAGAAGACGCUCGCGGAGCUCGAGGCCGAGGCCGCGCGAUUAAAUGCCCAGCAGCAGCAGCCCUCUCAAAAUAGGGGAGAAGCGCUGUUGGCCCAGUCGACCUUCGACGCCAGAGCUUUGCACCGGCAGAUUUUGGAGUUGGAACAAAGAGCCGAAUUUGCCCAGCAUAGAGUCGAGGCCGACGGGAGGGACUUGGACGCCGCUUUACUGGCUCGUACUGAUGAGGUCGUCGUCGCGUGCAUCGAGGGCGCCGUGGCGGAUGCCGUCGAGGACGGCGAGAAGGCGGCGCUCAAGGAACAUCUCGAGAGUUGGGAGGUCGAGAAAAAACGUCUCCUCGAGGAUGUGGGCCUCAAAGAAUUGAAGUGGGAGACGCCCGCCCAAUCAAAGGUUGAGGACAUGCAGCUGACGACCGUCCAAAGUCCGCCUAGGAGGAGAGCUCUGGAUGACGACGCUCGGAGACACGGGGAAGUUGUGCGAAGAUUAAAUAGGUACGCGCGCUUGGAUGCGUCCGACCGUAGGAGGGUGGACGCCGAGGGCGGCCUACGAGUCGCGUCGGACUUCGGGGCGCUGGCGCCGCGACCCAGUCAACUUUCAGUAGCAUGGCGAGUCGUGCACGCCCAGUGCCGAGAAGACCGAAGCUUUGAUGAAGCAUUAGCGGCCUUUCCGGGCCAAAAGAGGACGGCCUGCGACGCGGUUAGAUUCAACGCUUCCAAACGAAAUGAUAACUGGCUCGCGCUCGGGUGUAGACGAGCGGUCGAGGCGCAGUAUAGAGAUUAUGUGGAUGCCAAGCUGAAGGACGCCGGGCCUUCGUUGAGAACUCAGGUCAUGGGCGUCGCUACCUUUGAUUCGAGUGAUGACGCGGCACGGUACGCCGCUUAUCUAAGAUGGCGCCACCAGCUCCCGCGAGAGACGCAGGACAUGAACGUCUUGAGGAACGGCGAGGCCGCCUGGCCCCAGUUGUACGCGGCUCUGAGGUGCGGCGGCGCUAGGGGUGGUUUGGCGGUUUGUUCGGCAGAACCCGCGUUCGGAGUGGGCCUGCAACGAGCCUGUCGAGCUAGAGCGGCGUACGACGACGCCGUCGAGGUGCUCGGAUGGGCCGUUGAUGUUGAUAACGCACAAAAAAAAGUAGAUGAGACGGCGCGAGAACUGGAGUCGGCGAGACGGGCCUGCGCCGCCGAGCACGCGGCGGUCCUCGCCUCCGCGAGUACGACGACGUGCCCCUACUACGCGUCCUGUGCGAACCUAUUAGCUUUGGACGACGCCGAUUUGAGGGACGAACGAGUGCAACGAACGGUGGAAGAUUUUUGUUGGCACGCGCUUUGGUUUGGCACGGCGCCCUCCGGGAGUAGGGAAGCGUUGCGGAGGGCGGCGACGCAGUGGGGCGCGGCGCACUUCGAUCCUGAUGGGGAAACACCAUUACAGUACGCGACGGUGUUGCUGCUGGCCGGUGACUGUGCUGGUGCACUCGCGCAUCUGCAGAAACGUAGACUGCCCCAGGAAGCGUUGCAUCUAGGCUUGGCGUUGGACGCCUACGGCUUGCUGGAACACGCCAGAAGCUCGACGACUGAUGUUCUGUCUCCUCCAAAGCGCCACACAACUAGAUCGCCCUUCGGCGGCAACGGCCAGCCCCCCGGUUCCUUAGAUGAAGGAUAUGACUUAGCUCGAGCUUGCUUAGCCUACGCUAGACAUGUCGCGGCGGCCGACGCUUCCAUAGCGCUGGAGUACGUCUUCUGGCCGAGACAUCGAGACGCCUUGGUGAAGCGAGAGGUGUCUUAUGACGACUUCGACAAAUCGGUCCUCGGUGACGCCCUGACGUCGCCGGCGGCGGCCACGGUCUCCAUUCUACUGGAUACGAGAGCGUAUGACGUGAUCUGCGGCGCGCCCACACCCGCCAGUGGCAGAGGCCGCGGCGCGCUCGAUGACCACCUGCCGCCGCAACUCGCUGAUCAACUGAUCAAGAUCGCGGCAAGGGACGCGCAGAAACGCGGGAGACCGGCCGAUGCGGCUCGAUUACAUAGCUUGACGGGUGACGACGUUUCAGUGCUACGAGUACUUGUAGAAAGAUUGGGCCAGGUCGUCGCUACGACAAACGAUGCGGAUCGGGCCUUUUGGUUGGAAACUUGUAAUGAUUUCGCUGAAAGAAGAAUAGCGGCGGUCGUGAAUGAAUUGCGAGCCUCGGACGAGGAGGAGCUCGGGUAUGCCUUCGAGUCCUUACUAAAUCUGGCGCAGUUCUUCGACGCCGUGCGGGCGGACGCGUGUUCCGAUGCGCUGCGGUCGUUAGAUGCGACUCGCUUCGUGCCGUCUACUGAUGAUAGUGUGGGGCCCUGCUUGGACGCGUUCUAUAGAAGGGACCCGACCGUGCAGCGGCUUCUACCGGAGGUGCUGGGCGCGACCAUGGACGUCAUCACGAAGGCCUACCAGAGCGGUAGAAGAGCGAGGCAGGACGCGCGCUUCGCGUCGGCAGCCGCGCCGGGCAAGCCGCGGCUCCACGACGCGGCCGACGCGGCGGCCCAGGAUUUGCGGAAAAGGGCGGCUCUCUUAGUAGACUUCGCGGGGCUGCUCAAAGCGCGACUACCCGACGACGUCCACGCGCGGCUCGGGGCGCUCGAGGCGAUGAUGCUCUGAUUGCUUGCGCGUAACUACUCCCCCAUACUUAGA
This is a messenger RNA of Pelagomonas calceolata, 2934 nucleotides long. NCBI's taxonomy places the organism in Eukaryota, Pelagophyceae, Pelagomonadales, Pelagomonadaceae. The record is from the annotation of a GenBank genome assembly.